Molecule: messenger RNA, 1154 nt
Organism: Emys orbicularis (European pond turtle)
Lineage: Eukaryota; Metazoa; Chordata; Testudines; Emydidae
Product: histo-blood group ABO system transferase 2-like
Exons: 6
Coding region: 397-966 (189 amino acids)
Biological process (GO): carbohydrate metabolic process
Cellular component (GO): membrane; vesicle; Golgi apparatus
Molecular function (GO): hexosyltransferase activity
Source: RefSeq, a predicted model, not a curated record
AUACCACAUAUCGGCCAGCCCUCAUGCCAGCCCAUAAGACAAGUUGACCUAGAUGAGAUCUUCUUGGUGCUUCCAUGACAAACUGACUUGAAUGAGACCUUCUCAGUGCUUCCACGAAUGUCAUAUCCUCAGCCAUUUGUGGACAAGCCUAAGAGAACUGAUGUCUUGCUGAUGUCCCCCUGACUGGCUCCCAUCGUUUGGGAAGGCACCUUCAACAGAGACAUCCUGAAUGCCCAGUACAGACAAAAAAAUUUCGUUGUUGGGGUGGCCACAUUUGCGGUUAAAAAAUACAUCCAGUUCAUAGAAGGGUUUCUUGGCUCUGCCAACAAAUUCUUCCUCUCUGGGCACAGGGUCAACUUCUAUCUCUUCACUGACCACCCAGAGGAAGUCCCAUCCAUGAAGCUGGCCCCUGAGAAGCGUCUCUUCAUCAUCCCUGUCCAGAACUACUCACGGUGGCAGGACAUCUCCAUGAACCAAAUGGACAUCAUCAGCAACCACAUCCGCACCCACUGGGGCUACAAAGUAGACUACCUUUACUCCAUGUACAUCGACAUCCAGAUGUUCGAGCACAUUGGGGUGGAGAUCAUCGACACGCUUGUGGGGACCAUCAGCUCCUGGCAAUACACCAAGCCCUGGGAUAGCAACUCCUAUGAGAGGCGUCCGGAGUCGCGAGCCGCCAUCCCCAGUGGAGAAGGGGAUUUCUACUAUGCAGCCAGCUUCUACGGAGGGAGCGUGUCUGAAGUCUACAAGUUGACCUGCUUCAAAGGGGUCACAGAGGACAGAGCCAACGGCAUCGAAGCCAAGUGGCACAAGGAAAGCCACCUGAAUAAACACCUCCUGUACCACAAGCCCACAUGCCUGCUGUCCCCGGAGUACUACUGGGAUGAGGAGCUGAUCAGACCUCACAUCAUCAGGGUUAAGAGAUUGUCGUCAGUGUGCAAAGAUCUGAAAGAAGUCAGGUUCUGAAGGAAGAGAAAGAGAUGGAUGGAUGGAUGCUGUGACAGAUAUGGCAAUCUCCUGCAAUACCCUUGAAAAAAACCUCAUUGAAUUAAGUUUAAGUAUCUUUAAUGUAUGGCUCAAGCUUGUUGAAUAACAGGCUCAAUUGGAAUUACUUAAUCAAAGAUUACCAAUCAGAGAUUAGUGCAGCACUAUAC